Messenger RNA from Xiphophorus maculatus (southern platyfish), 2629 nucleotides. It is a transcript of the gene bmal2, whose product is annotated as aryl hydrocarbon receptor nuclear translocator-like protein 2. Bases 309 to 2219 code for a protein of 636 amino acids. NCBI's taxonomy places the organism in Eukaryota, Metazoa, Chordata, Actinopteri, Cyprinodontiformes, Poeciliidae. Gene Ontology annotation, cellular component: nucleus; transcription regulator complex; aryl hydrocarbon receptor complex. The record is from RefSeq and is a predicted model, not a curated record. Gene Ontology annotation, biological process: regulation of transcription by RNA polymerase II. The transcript is spliced from 17 exons. Gene Ontology annotation, molecular function: protein dimerization activity; RNA polymerase II cis-regulatory region sequence-specific DNA binding; DNA-binding transcription factor activity, RNA polymerase II-specific.
UAGCUCUCGACUGUCAUGAAGAGAACGGGAUCAGCAGCUGUGAACGGGUAGGCGGAGACAGUCCUCUUGCUUCCGCGUUUCCCUCUCACUUCUCUCAAUACACAGCACACCGGUAAUUUUGGUCACGUUUCCAACCCCCUCGUCCUUAUUUAUUCCCUUUUUAGUUCUACCUGUAGCGAGCUUAUUAAAACGGCUUUACAACAUUUAGCGGAACCCACACAACCCUGUCCUACAUAAUCAGGCGUUGUCGACUGGCUCAUCCAUGUAUUGGAGUCCUGGGCCCCAGCGCACCGGCUCCUGCUUCAGCCAUGUCGGCGCAGAACGCAGCGGCUGGCGGCGGUGACAGAGCGGGAAGCGAACCGGCAGAUGAUGUGCUGGUUGAGGAAGAACAGAGCAAUUCUCUGCCCAGCUUGAUGACCCCAUCCAUAACAUCUGGUAUGUCCUCGAGUAUGGACAUGCCAAGGAAGCGCAAGGGAAGCACAGACAACCAGGAUUCAAAAUUGGCUAUGAUUAGCGAUGCAGAUAUGGAAGAUGACCAAAACAGGUCAGACGGAGAGGACCAACAUGUCAAAAUUAAAUGCUUCAGGGAACCACACAGCCAAAUCGAGAAGAGGAGACGAGACAAAAUGAACAAUCUUAUUGACAAACUUUCAGCCAUGAUCCCCACAUGUAACCCCAUGUCCCGUAAACUGGACAAACUCACGGUGCUCAGAAUGGCAGUGCAGCACCUCAAAUCCCUCAAAGGUUCAGCAAGCUCCUUUUCUGAAGCGAGCUCCAAACCAUCAUUUCUUCCCGAGGAAGAGCUUAAACAUCUUGUCCUCAAGGCUGCAGAUGGGUUCCUGUUUGUAGUGGGCUGUGAUCGCGGGAAAAUAGUUUUUGUCUCAGAGUCCGUGACAAAGAUAUUAAAUUAUAGUCGGGCGGAGCUGAUUGGACAGAGCCUGUUUGACUAUAUACACCCCAAGGACAUGGGAAAAGUGAAGGAGCAACUGUCUGCUUCUGAAUUGCACCCUCGUGAGCGGCUAAUAGAUGCUAAAACUGGUCUGCAGGUUCAGGCUGACCUUCCCAUCGGUGCGUCACGGUUGUGCUCAGGCGCCCGGCGCUCCUUCUUUUGUCGCAUGAAGUACAACAAGAUACCUGUGAAAAUUGAAGAAAAGGAAACCCAGGCAAACACCUCUAAAAAGAAAGAGUCACAGAAAUACUGCACAGUCCACUGCACCGGCUAUAUGCGCAGUUGGCCAACCAGUCAGAUGGGAGCAGAGGGGGAAGGAGAGGGAGACAAGCAGGACAGCUCCUACUUUAGCUGCCUGGUGGCGGUGGGACGCGUCCAUUCACACUCAGCUCCGCAAGUUAACGGAGAAGUCCGAGUUAAACCCACCGAGUUUGUUACACGCUACGCCAUGGAUGGAAAAUUCACCUUUGUUGAUCAAAGAGCAACAACCAUUCUGGGUUAUCUUCCCCAAGAAUUGCUGGGAACGUCGUGCUACGAGUACUUCCAUCAAGAUGACUUACUACAUUUAGCCGAUCGACAUCGAAAAGUCUUGCGAAGUCGGGAGAAAAUAGAGACAAACUGCUAUAAAUUCAAAACAAAAUACGGCUCUUUUGUCACUCUGCAAAGUCAGUGGUUUAGUUUUGUCAAUCCUUGGAACAAAGAAGUCGAAUACAUAGUGUCAACCAACACAGUAAUAUCGUAUGACAACAGUCGAACAGCGCGAUCUGGACACAAGUCUGAACAGUCGGGCAAUUCCAAGGCUUCAGAAGACUGCAAGAAGUCCCUUCCAGUUAUACCAGGCAUCUCCUCUACAUCUGGAACUAUGAUAUACGCCGGAAGUAUUGGGACACAGAUUGCCAAUGAGCUGCUGGAUUUCAACAAGCUGAAUUCAUCACCUUCUAGUGGGAACGUCAGUCCAUUCAGUCUGACACAGGAGAAAUCUCCCCAAACACUCAAUCAGAUCACCAACAGUGUGCCAAACGGAGAAACUUCUGACAUGGAGAUCCCAGGAAAGUCGAGCUCAGACGGUGAACCUCAAGGGGCUUCGUUCCCAGGCGGAGACUCGCUGAUGGGGGAGAAUUCCCAGCUGGAUUUGGACAGUGUUGUUGGACCCAGCCUGAACAGUUUCAGCACCGACGAAGCGGCCAUGGCAGUGAUCAUGAGCCUGCUGGAGACCGACACAAACUUGGGAGAAGCCGUAGACUUCGAAGAGAUGCACUGGUCUUUAUAAAACCCGUAUAACAGCUGCUGUGGGGAAACAUUUGAGUGAUCAGUUUCUUUGUGACAGGAUUGCUAACUCCAAAAAGCAGCAUUUAUGAUUUUUUUUUUAUGUAGAGACUUUAAAUUAUUAGUUAACCCCUUUCAUCAGAAGCUUUAUAGUUUCUUGGCGACUGCUCUCCCAAGAUCAGGAGUGGUGACUAUCUGGGACACUUUCCCUCCUCAGAUGGAGGAUGUUCCUCUUGAGCCUUGCAGCAGUUCCUCACUAGAUAAAGGUUUUAACAAGUUGAGACAAAAAGUUGAAUUCCCAGCUUUUUAUUCCUCGAUCACAGUUUGAAAAAGAUUUAGGUAUGAAAAUGCAAAAAAAACAAACAAAAAAAAAACACUGAACUGACUGGUUGCUACUGUUUGAAUACUAAAAAA